GGGCGCCGUAUCCAAAUGAGCUGCCUCCCGGCAGCCAACCAAAAAGGGGCUUCUGGGCGUGGCCUUCCUCCACUUCCCGGGGAAAGUUUACACGCAUUGUUUUUUAAAAAAAAGGCAGCGGCCGAUGAGCGGGAGCCGGGCCUGAGCUGGUGCAAGGAGCCUCAGAUCAGGACAUCUGCUGGAAGUUCCCUCCCUAAGGCAGCACACUUGAGGAAACAUCUUUCCCCGGCAUGGGCUAUGUCAGAAUUUGUAGAGCAUGCCCCUUGUGAGAACUUUGAGGCCAAUGUGUUUGCCAAGAGCCGAUGCCAGAAUUGUUUUCGGGCAGUUGGUGCUCACCACCAGCCCAGCAACCAGGUGGCAGAGGAACAUACUUUGGAGGCCCCAUACAGUGGUGCCACCAGUGGGCCAGACCCAGGUGGACUUUGGGACCCCCUGUGUAUCUUGGCUCCCCAGUGUGAGCUGUACGUGUGUGUGGGCUUCGAGGACGGGACUGAGGGCUGGCAGGAGAGCUUGGCGUACACCCAACUCAGCAGCCGAGCCCAGGGCAAGCACGGAGAAACCAUCACCAGUACUGAUAUCGGCACCGACUCCAGCACCGGUACCGGAACCAGCACCACAUUCUCUGGGGACUGUGAAAUGACUAGGCUGCUGGACAGCAUUUUGGGAUUGGACAAACAAGACAUGAUGAAUUACGUGGGCCAGAGGAAAGAGGUGCCGAUUGGAGCCCAGCAGUCAGAAAGACCCAGGUGGGGUCAGAUCAUAUCCUGUGGAUCCUGGAGGAGAGCAGAGUCUCAGAGCUUCAUGAAAGAAAUCUCCCCUCAGAAAGCAGAAUCCAGUCCUGUGAGGCAGAGCGCUGGAGAUGGCUGGGGAAAGCAUCAGAUGGAGAGCAGUUAUUUCUCUCUGGAACGCCGGAAAUCUGACCCCACCUGGGUCGCCUCCCCUCCACGAGCCAGCCACAACGCUUUGCCCACGCUUAGUGACCCGAUAAGGCCUGGCAGGCGUCUCACUUCCUCCAUUAGCUCAUUGGACUCUGACCUACGUGGGCGCGCGAGGGGUGGUGGCGAGGGGCGGCAUGGCCGGGUGCGGCAGGGAUACACGGUGUUGGCUGAUCUGCCCAAGCCUAAGCGGAUCAGUCACAGGGAGGCAUUUGAACAGGAACGCAGCAGCUCCCGCACUCGGAGCCCAGGCCGGGCAGAGGUGGAGCGGAUCUUUGGAUACGAGCGCAGGAAGUCUGAGAUGCUGGAGGUGUUCCAGGCCCUGGAGGAGGGCCUCCUGGACCGGCUAGAUGGCAAGACCCCACUGCUGGCCAAAGAAGGCCGAUUAGGCAGGAGACGGUCCAGCCCCAGCCUGUACAGAGAGGGGAACAAGAGGCUCCCACAGCAGCUGGAGCAGCCCGACAGAGGCCGAGGAAAGGCCCUGCGCUCAGUGAGCCCGGUUUGGCGAUCAGAGGAAGACUGGAGGAGCCGAGUGGAAUCCAUGUGCCACAUGAAUACAGAUAAGUGCCUGGACAGAGAGAGGGGGCCUCUUCAGCCCUCGAAUCCUGAAAAACACACAGAUAGUAACUGGAAAAGCCAGAGGGAUUCCUUGCACCCCACAAACUCCAGGAAGAGCUCAGAUAACAGUUGGACUGGCCAAGGGGGGCACCUGUGCUCUGUGAGUCCUGGGAAGCACACAGAGAGCAACUGGAAGAGCCCAAGGGAGACCCACUCUGUGAGUCCAGUGACGAGGACUGAGAGAAAGUGGAAGGGUGCAAAAGAGCCCCUGCACCCUAUGAAUGCUGGAAAACACAUGAGUGAGCGACAGAGCCUAGAGAAGAAACGCCACCCUGUGAGUCUGGGGAAAUGCACUGAGCGUGAUCAGAAGGGCCACAGCAAAUCACUGCGCCCCGUGAGUCCAGCCAGGAAGCCGGAGAGGGACUGGAGGAGCCGGGCAGAGACCCUGCCCCCCAGGAGCCCAGCCAGGAAGCCAGAGGGAGACUGGAGGAGCCAGGAAGAGGCUCUGUACUCCAGGAGUCAAACUCAAAGAUCAGAAAACAACUGGAAGACCCAAGAGGAGUGCUUGUGCCACAUGAAUCCAAUGCAACAGCUGGAAAGGGACUGGAGAAGCCAAGGAGAAUGUCUGUACUCAGUGAGCUCAGGGCACCAACCAGAGACCAUGUGGAAAAGCUCUGUGAGUCCAAGUCAAUGGUCAGAGAGUGACUGGGAGAGCCAUGAGCGGUCCCUAGACCUAAGCUCAGAGAAGCAAUUGGAGAAUGACAGAGGCAAAGAGGAGACCCUCUUGCAUCAAUCCCAGCUAGAUCGAGGCACACCCCAACCCCUCAACAAUGCCAGCUCCAUGGGAAGCCAAGAUCUUUAUUUGAACACUAACGGGCAAUGCAAAAAGCCGGAUCUCCUCAAUUUCAAGAAGGGAUGGAUGUCCAUACUGGAUGAGCUGGGAGAGUGGAAGAAACACUGGUUUGUGCUGACGGACUCGAGCCUGAGAUAUUACAGGGACUCCAACGCUGAGGAGGCCGAUGAGCUGGAUGGUGAGAUUGACCUGCGCUCCUGCACAGAAGUGACGGAAUAUGCUGUGCAACGCAACUAUGGCUUCCAGAUACACACAAAGGACGCCACCUUCACCCUGUCAGCAAUGACCUCGGGGAUCCGGCGGAACUGGAUCGAGGCGCUGAGGAAGAAUGUGCGCCCAGCCAGUGCACCAGAUGUCACAAAGCUAUCUGACUGCAAUAAGGAAAACUCCUUCCGCAGCUGCGUCCCCCAGAAAGGCUCCCUCAGGUCAGAGGAGCAGUGGCCAGGCUUGGGGUCGGAGGUUAUCUCUAAGGGCAGUAACCGGAAGGUGGAUGGGCCUCACCACACCUUUGACUACGUGGAGCUGUCCCCCUUGCAGCAGGGCCCCUUGAAUCAGGGGUCCCUGCAGCGGACAAGAGGCAGUUUGAGGGGGAUCUCUGACCGAGUCACCAAGCAUGAGGACCUGGAACGGGACCUGGCCCUCCGCUCUGCGGAGAGGCGGAAGUGGUUCGAGGCUUCUGACACCGGGGUCCUGCAGGGCGAUGGCCCAGCAGGGGCCCUCUGCUGGAAGGCAUGUGAGCAGGAGCUGCUGGGGCCCACCCUGUCAGAGGACCAGCGCAGUCAGCUGAGUGAAGAGAUUGAGAAGAAAUGGCUGGAGCUGGAACGACUUCCCCUGAAGGAGUCCAAGCGCCUUCCCCUGACGGCACUGCUGAACCAGAGCAAGGGGGGCCAUGGAGAUACAAGGGAGGCGCUGGAGAAAGAGGUCCAGUCCCUGAGGGCACAGCUGGAGUCCUGGCGUGCCCGUGGCGAGAGCUUCCGUGACACAGGAAAAUCCCAUGGAGAUCGCCACAUGCCCCAAGGCUUCAUCUCCCAGGAGGCAUGUGAGCGCAGCUUGGCAGAGAUGGAAUCUCUUCACCAGCAGGUCAUGACUGAGCUCCAGCGGCACCAUCAGCAGGAGCUGGAGCGGCUGCGGCAGGAGAAGGAGCGGCUCCUGGCUGAGGAGGUUGCGGCCACAGCUGCAGCAAUUGAAGCGCUGAAGAAGGUGCACAAGGAGGAGCUGAACAGGGAGCUGGGCAGGACACGCAGUUUCCAGCAGAGCGGGUCAGGCUCAGAGGUCCUCCGGAGACAGCACCAGUCGGACGUGGACUCUCUGAAGCGGGAGCUGCAGGUUCUUUCCGAGCAAUACUCCCGGAAGUGCCUGGAAAUCAGCGACCUCACAGAGAAAGCAGAAGAACGGGAGCAGAUGCUGCAGUGCUGCCAGCAAGAGGGGAAGGAGCUACUCCAGCAGAACCAGGAGCUGCAGACGUGCCUGUCGGAGGAGAUCCAGAGGUUACGGACCUUCAUCACCGCGCAGGGCACAGGGGGUGGGGCCUUGCACAACGACGACAGGAGCUCCUGUGAGCUUGAGGUGCUGCUUCGAGUGAAGGAGAAUGAACUCCGGUACCUGAAGAAAGAGGUUCAGUGUCUUAAGGAUGAGCUCCAGAUGAUGCAAAAGGAUAAGAGAUUUGCUUCAGGGAAGUACCAGGAUGUCUAUGCGGAGCUGAACCACAUCAAGCUGCGCUCGGAACGGGAAAUGGAGCAGCUGAAGGAACACCUGCGCCUGGCCAUGGCAGCGCUGCAGGAGAAGGAGACACUGCGCAAUAGCAUCAGCGAGUAGAGGUUUGUUUUGCUUGAUUCCUCACUUGUGAGGAGCGGGUGGCUGCAUCCCAUCCAUUAACACCCCCUCAAGGAAAGCAGCUCCCAUGUCUUUCACCAAUCCCUAUCCCAUGCGCCUGCAUAUCUGAGCACAUCGUUUGGACUGGCUCCUACGUGCACCUUCUUCAGGAUUUUAUAUGUGAAAAGAUAUAUUUUAUAGAUACUUCACUUUUUUGUUUUGUGGGUGGGGAACAUUUUAAAUCUACAGUAUCUUUUUAACCAGCAGCUGAAGACAGAAGAAACACAGCUGUUGCUCCUGCCUCAAGUGUUCCUUGUGGGGUGCAUCUAUGGGGUCAUGAGUGGCCUUCUCCCCUCUUAUCUCCCUGCUCCUCCAGCCUGCUUGGAUGUGCUGGAAGGACCAUGCACCAUGAGACAGACUGUGGCUAGCCAUACAAGAGAACCAAUGUCCUGCACACGUUCCCCUGGACGAGGAGACGUUGGACAGAGCGUGCUCAAGCUGUUGGGGACUGUGCUCUCACUCUGUGGACUGUACCGAAGGCAGGUUUCGGUACCCAUGGACCAUGUGUCUGUCCCAGGGCAAGGCCAAUCCUCUGGAGGUUUUGGAAGAGCCUGCCUCCUGCUAACACACUCCUGAGGAGGAGCAGGGGGACUCCACACACGCCGCUGCUGCAUUCGCCGGAGCCAAACAAUGAAGGCGGCAACUGCCCUUCUGCACCGUUAAUAGUUUAACUUAAUAAAAUCUUCAACUAUCA
Messenger RNA from Dermochelys coriacea (leatherback sea turtle), 4912 nucleotides. It is a transcript of the gene TRIOBP, whose product is annotated as TRIO and F-actin binding protein. The transcript has 23 exons. Lineage: Eukaryota; Metazoa; Chordata; Testudines; Dermochelyidae. Gene Ontology annotation, molecular function: actin filament binding. The record is from RefSeq and is a predicted model, not a curated record. The coding region runs from base 16 to 4161 and encodes 1381 amino acids. Gene Ontology annotation, cellular component: actin cytoskeleton. Gene Ontology annotation, biological process: positive regulation of substrate adhesion-dependent cell spreading; actin filament organization.